UCUGUAAACACUUGUUGGUUCUCUAUUAAGUUGUUUUAGGAAGAGUGCAGUAAAAUAAUUUGAAGGAAAGAGAAGAGCAGGGUUUUAGUUCAGAUAUUUAAAUUGCUAAUUUUUCAAAAACUGAGAAAAACUCAUGCAAUACGAUGCAUUAUUUGUUUGUUAAGCCUUAAAUUUAUCUUUCACAGUACAUAUUGUAAAAAGUUUAAAUUAAAGAUUAAAUCAAAAGAUGUCUAUGCGUACAACUUGUUGUGGCUGCUGGUCAGCCUUGUUAAAGUCCUUUGAAGGAGAAAGAAGGCAUGGUGGAAGGUCAUACCGACGUGCCAAGUAUAAUGAAAGAGAGUACAGUAUUGAGUUCGAAAAUUUAAUUGAAGAGGAGGAUUUUUAUGCACCACCUGACCAUGCAGUCUCACAAAUUGAAAGAGAUUUGCUAUCCAAAGGGAAAUAUGAUGAAUUUCUGCAGCACCAAAGCAAAAUUGACAUGGAAAGAGAUGCUAUGUUGCAAAAGAAGGAGGAAGAUGCAAGAUUGGAAGAUGAGGCAUAUAUUCAAGCAAAGAAGGAAGCAUCUCGUGUGUCCAGACAGAGCCUUAAUAAGAAACAGCCGUUUGAUAAAUCAAAGAUAUCCAAUGCGAGGACGCUUGACAGUGUGGAAUUUUCAAAAUGGCUAUCUGAAGAAAAAAUUGACAUUACCAGUCCUGAAUUAGACGUUGAAGAUUUCGACGCCUUCUUGGAGAAAGUAAAAGCGAAGUCAGCUGAGGCUGUUCGUGCUAAAGAUGUUUCCAAGGAUGACGGUAUGUUUGAUCGAACUCUUUCUCAAGGGUUAGAAGCCACAAAGAUUGCUGGUGACGCCUUAAGCGCCUUGCAGCCAGUGGAAUUGCACGCUGCAAGUGAGAGUCUGGCGGAGGAGGAAGAAGAAGAGAUCAACACGCCAGAUGUUAGUUUUAAUAUCCCAAGUGCCUCAAUACUGAAAAAAACAACUCAUAUCCCAAGUCAAGCCUCCAUACUGGAAGAAACAACGCCAUCUUUAAUAACUCCUGAAGCCACAACUAUCGCUACUGUCAAUACACCACGUAACGUAGCUGAGCAUUUAAAACCUGGCACUACGUUUUCGUCACAAAGCGACGAUGUUACGUCUUUUAAACUUGUUACGCCUAAAGAGCGACAAACGCAUAGUAUUUACGAGGAUUCUCAAGAUGAAGAAGAGGACGAUGAUUUUAUUAGCGCAAAUUCCGGAGGCGGAUUUGAAGAGCUACUCACAUAAAUCCACCACGAAUUUAAACGAUUUUUUUAGGCCAUCUUACAAUUUAUAACUUUAUAAGACUGAAACAUUUACCAUCUUCUACGUUCUUCUUUCUUUCUACUAUAUGACUGUACCAUGUCAUCUCUCAAUACACACAACACUCGCGUUAAGUAGCUCACUUACGGUACCGUGAAAGUUUGUACGACUUAGCGAACUUCUUCAAACCUCCCUCUAAAAAAGGAUUAAAUUGUGUGACUUAUCGAGAAUAUUUGAAAAUAGAUUGCAUGUUUUAAAGCAGCAAGAUACGUGUUAUUUGUCCCAGUUUUUUUUUACUUAUCCAGUUUCAAACUCGUCUUCCCAUGAUCUUUGCUGUUGCCAGGAGACAAAUAAUCAUUAGAUAGAGACGUGUAGCUAACAUAUUUUGAAUUUUCUGUUUAAAUCAACCUUUUCUCCGGAUUUCUUACUCUAGAAACGGAUACUUAAAAUAAAGAUUGUGUUCAUGUUUCCUAUAAAAAGGAUUUGCUCCGAGGCCUAAAUCUUCGUGUUCCUAAAGUAACCCUGCGGCCAUAAUUUGUGUUGUUUGUUAAGGACUUUUAUGAAGGAGACGUGAAAUAAAGACUGCUAAAGUUGAAAUUUCUCUAUAUAUACGAAGUUAAAGGUAAACCAGAGGAAGAAAAAUUACUGUAAAUCAUUUUUCAAAAAGGAAAAAAAUCAAAAAAUUUUCUGGAGUUGCGAGUUCUUUCAUAUUGACUGUUAGCCUCGUUUUUAUAUUGUAAUAAAUUCCUUCGAUAAGCUGGUGUUAAUAUUGUUCCACAAGUAGUUUAAUAAUCUUUACGGAAAAGCAGGGAAGGUGAGCAAAACGCAACAUUUGUAAUUUACACGAAUUUAUUUAUUUCGUUAGUUUGAAAAUAUCAACAUAUUAUAUACAUACUUUA
This is a messenger RNA of Hydractinia symbiolongicarpus, 2172 nucleotides long. RefSeq lists its product as uncharacterized. The coding region runs from base 227 to 1258 and encodes 343 amino acids. Gene Ontology annotation, molecular function: AP-1 adaptor complex binding. The record is from RefSeq and is a predicted model, not a curated record. NCBI's taxonomy places the organism in Eukaryota, Metazoa, Cnidaria, Hydrozoa, Anthoathecata, Hydractiniidae. The transcript has 10 exons. Gene Ontology annotation, biological process: negative regulation of cell motility; negative regulation of substrate adhesion-dependent cell spreading; regulation of Arp2/3 complex-mediated actin nucleation.